ACCCACAUCCCAAAAACCAACCAUCCCUCCCAAAAGAAUCAUGGUUUCUUCAUUAUUGCUGUCCAUCCUGUCUCCUUUACGUGUCGUCUUCUUCUUCUCGAUCUUCUUGGUCGACACCACUUCAUUUCAUGGGGCAGGCGCUUCUGCUUCCUCCGCUCCUUUUUUCGCUGUGAACGAGACCGGGAAUAAGGAUGUAACAGCGGCUCUCCUGAAUUGGAAAUCUACUCUUGACAACCAUAGCCAGUCUCUCCUCUCUUCGUGGCACGGAGACAAUCCUUGCGGCUUUACCGGAGUCACCUGCAGCGACUACGGAGCCGUCACCCAUCUAAAUCUUUCCGAUCGUGGUUUGAGAGGAACUCUAGACGGCCUUGACUUCUCGCGCUUAACUAGUGUGGUGAGCUUUGAACUUGCCAACAACUCGAUCUAUGGCUCCAUUCCCUCGAGUAUAGGUAAUCUUUCCAAACUCAACACUCUUGAUCUUUGCAUCAAUGAACUAUCCGGGGACAUUCCUCCGAGCUUAGGUAUGGUAGGGAGCCUUCAUUGUUUGGACCUAUGUGCAAACAACCUGAGUGGACACAUUCCCGAGGAGAUUGGACGGUUGGAUUCUCUUUUGGAACUUGGCUUUUCUAGGAACAACUUCAUCGGUCCUAUCCCUGCUUCACUAGGAAACUUGAGCAGCCUGACUCAUCUUCAUCUGUGGAAAAAUCAACUUUCAGGGCCCAUUCCUACAUCUCUUCGAAAAUUAGGCAAUUUAAUUGAAUUAGACCUUUCACAAAAUAGCUUUUCUGGUUCCAUUCCGAGAGAGAUAAGCAACUUGAGGAAUUUGAAAUAUGUUUGGUUAUGGCAAAAUAACCUUUCGGGACUCAUAUCUUCAGAAAUCGGGAGGCUCACUUCUCUUAUACAUCUUGACCUGUCAUACAAUAAUCUCACCGGCUCAAUUCCUCGUUCCAUCGGAAACUUGACGAGUUUAUCUCUUCUUCACCUUUCCGCAAAUGAAAUCUCGGGCUCGAUUCCUGAAGAAAUAGGGAGGCUGCCAUCACUGGAAUCGUUAAUGUUGUUUGACAAUUAUUUGUCCGGUCCAAUCCCUGCUUCUCUUGGCAAAUUGGGCAACUUAACCUUUCCGCUAAGAUCCUUUGAUGUAGCUGAUAACGAACUAGAUGGGGAACUGCCAGAGGAUGUAUGCCUUGGGAGGUCAUUGCGAUUUUUCUCCGUCUUCAAUAAUCAUUUCACGGGUCCCAUCCCAACAAGCUUAGCAAACUGUAGCACAUUAAUCAGAUUGAGGCUAGAAGGAAACCAACUUAUUGGAAACAUAACAAAAGCUUUCGGAAUAUAUCCACAUCUAGAGUACAUGGACUUGAGCCACAAUCAUUUGAAUGGUGAACUUUCUUGGAAAUGGGACCAUUGUCGUAAUUUGACUAGCUUCAAGAUAUCAAACAACAACAUUUCUGGUGAGAUACCAGCAGUAUUUGGAAAGAUGGCUCAAUUAAAGGUACUAAACCUUUCUUCGAAUAAUUUACGUGGAAAGAUUCCAAGGGGAUUUGGAAGCCUGUCGAUGUUCUCAACUAGGCUCAUGCACAAGCUUGUUGAGCUUGAAUUUGAGCAGAAACAAAUUCCAGAGAAGUAUUCCUCCUCAAAUAGCCAAUGCACAAGUCCUCGAGGUUCUUGA
This is a messenger RNA of Rhodamnia argentea, 1666 nucleotides long. RefSeq names its product MDIS1-interacting receptor like kinase 2-like. Gene Ontology annotation, molecular function: protein binding. The record is from RefSeq and is a predicted model, not a curated record. The coding region runs from base 41 to 1666 and encodes 541 amino acids. NCBI's taxonomy places the organism in Eukaryota, Viridiplantae, Streptophyta, Magnoliopsida, Myrtales, Myrtaceae. The transcript is spliced from 2 exons.